This is a messenger RNA of Klebsormidium nitens, 5057 nucleotides long. The record is from the annotation of a GenBank genome assembly. Lineage: Eukaryota; Viridiplantae; Streptophyta; Klebsormidiophyceae; Klebsormidiales; Klebsormidiaceae.
CAGCAACCUGUGUAUCUUAUCAACGUGAGGCGGGCGCUUCCAUGAUGAUGCGCAAUCGUGUGAGCGAAAGGUCUCUUUCAAACGCAUGUUCUUCUUUAUGCGCUGGCAUAGUCAGGAAGUUCAGAUGCACUUGAAUCUGUAUUGGCUAACGGAUGAUGCGCGUGCGGGAAAUGUAGUUUCUAGCGCCGCUGCCGCUUGGAGUGGAUGAUUGUAAGCAAUACGUCAAUGAGGGACAGAUCGUAGAUGAGGAGAAAGAGCCCUGAAUGUUGGAGAAGAAGGGAGGCUGAUGGGGAAGUCAAGUGCAGCACCCUUGGAUUAUGCUGCCUUGAUGAGGGACAUCAGGGCCCAGGGCUUGAAGCACGCCUUGGAGAAGCAGCCUGCUAGAAAUGGGGGUAUGGUCGCGAAAACUCUGCCAGCGACCUAUGGCCAGAUGCAUGAGGGGAAGGGACUCAAGAAGGUUGUCACGAGCAGGGGGGCCGAUGACGACACCGAUGAGCCCCAGCAGCCCCGCUCAGCUCCCCACCCCUUCAAGCGGGAGUCCUCCCCGGAUGAUGCAGAGUUGUUUGCAAGACUCGCGGCUAGCGGGGUGCUCACAUCACCCCCCCGACACAGAGUCCCCUCCCCCUCAAAAAACAUGACCCCUCGGCAGCCCCUGAAGGAAGCAGAUCAGCGAGGCGCAAUGCAGGGGUCUAGUGGAAGAUCCAAUGGGGGUGGGAUUGUAGAAGAAGACGAAUCGCAAGCCAGGGGGGGUUUCGCGGCUGCUCGGAUGCCCCCCCCUUCCAAACCGCCGAGGUUGCCGAGCGGGAGUAGCUCGCGCCAGGGGCAGAGCCCCCAGAAAAGGAUUGGAGACGGCAAUGCCGUUGCUGGGGAAGAAGGAGGCAUUUUAGAGAAGGAGAACAGUAAGCGCGCGAGGCUAGAGGCGCCAGCGUCGAAAGCAGCCAAACCGUUGUUCCAGCAGAAUCAGACCGGGGGGAUGGCCAAGCCGCCGAGCGGGGGAGAAGGUGGGGACAGUUCCAGGGGGGGACCAAGGCUCAGGGCGGAAGGCCUGAUGGCGCCCCCUGCUGCGGAUGCCGCUACGCUGAGGCGCCAGGUGGCAGCGUUGCAAGUCGAGUUGGAAGCGCACAUUGAAGGGGAGGGGAAGCUGCAGUCGCUCAACACCCAGCUUCGAGAAAGACUGGCGGCCUACCAGUCCCAGAACCGUGAGAGCACGGCCCUUGCGAACGAGGAACUCGCCACCCUCCAAAAAGACCUCGACCGGACCCUUGAAGAGCACACCAAGCUCGCGGAAAAGGCGGGGAGUCUUGAACGGGAAAAGCACUACAUCGAGGCGGCGUUGCAGAAGCGGGUUGCAGAGUUUGAGGCGGAACGCACGGUGCUCCGUGCACGCAUUGAGGACAUGAGCGAGGAUGUCAGGGUCAAGGCGGAGGCGACCGCGCAGGCGGAGCUUUUAAAGGUUGAGUUGGACAGCGUGUUGGCGGUUCGUGACAACCUGGAGAACGAGGUGGAGCGGCUCGCGGCCGAGUCUCAGUACGUGAAGCAGAAAGCCGAGGAGUACAGCACGGAAUUGCGGGCUCUACUGGAAAAGGAGCAACACGAGGAGUUGCUGCACCGGCGAUGGCGAGCCGCGCUCCAGCGGCGCAUGUUCGCGCACUUCCGCUCCGCCGUUGCCACUCAAAAACGGCGCCAGCGGCACAAGCGUGCCGCCGCGUACUUCGCCGCCCGCCGCACCCUCGGCGUUGGUUUCCGGUCCUGGGUUCUCGCAACCAAACGCUCUCGAAAAAUGAACUCGAUCCUGAGUCGGCGGCGGAGCGCUUACCUGCGCGAAGUCUUCCGGCUCUGGCGGCUCGAGGUUUCGGUCGGCGCCCGGCAACGCUCCAUUCUGGCCGCCCAGAGGCGCGAGAUAUUGACGCGCGGAGUUGCCACGUGGCGGGCGCGGGUCGCGGCCGCGCGUGCCGCGCGCGCGAGAGGGGUCACCGCCGAGCGGUUCCAAAUGAGCCGAGUCUGCCGGCGGGUGCUCCGGGCGUGGCGGCGGGAGGUGGGAAAAGGCCGGCUGAGUCUCCAAGAGGAAGAAGCACUCGGGCUGGGGGCCGAUUUACACUACGAGACGGCGGUACGAAGGAGAGCGCUUUGGGCGUGGGUGGACUGGGUGGAUGACGUGGCAAGGCCACGUGCGGCAAGAAUAUCUCGAGCGAACGCGCAGAACCGGCGGUCGCUUCUGCGGCGUGCGUUUAGGGCUUGGGAAGACGGGGUGGAUGCGAAGGUCUUGAAAUCGGAGCGGAAAGCGACCGCGGUUAAGAUGGCUAACCGGAGCUUAACCCAGCGCGGGUUUGAGGCGUGGUUCGAGUACCGGCAGCACAAGGUGGAGACACGUGGCAGGCAGGCGUUGGCCGAGCGGUGCUUCUUGGACCACCAAUUCCGCCGGUGGCACGAUGCUCUGUUGGAGAUUCGAGCGGAAAGAGAAGCCCGGAAGAAAGGGAACCGCUUACGAGCGGUGGUCCUGACCAGGGUCUGCAUGAAAGCGUGGGUUAACGUUGUGGCGCGCAAGAAGCGCGCGCGCGCUGCCAACACGCGCGCGUUCGCGCACUAUCUGAGCGCGCUUCGGGCGGCGGCGUGGGCGGCCUGGCGCCAGGGUUUGGAGGUUUCGCGCGCCGAGAAGCGCGCGGUCCGGGACGGGCAGCGCGCGCUGCUGCGUUCGUUCCUGGCCCGCUGGAAAGACUACCACCGGCAGUGCUUGGUCAAGAGCGUUUUGGAAAAGCGCGCGAGCGCGCAUGCGCGGCGACGGGAAAAACGAGCGUUGCGUUGCGCGCUGGAGGAAUGGUGGGAGGUUUGUGUUGUGAAGCGGCAGAGGCGGAGAGUGGAGCAGCUUCUGAGGGAGAGGAGAGAACGGGGCAUCGCGCGGCGGUUCUUUGUGGCGUGGCGCAUGUCCGUGUACGAGGGGCUGCGGGACGUGCAUCUGACGGUGCACAACGAGUACGUGGAGAGCCAGGCCAAGUGCGAGGAGCAGGCCGCUCGCAUCUCCGCCGUCGAUUUGGAGAACUUGCAGCUCAUCGACCGCCUGCACGCGCUCUCGACGGAGUUCGCGCAGCUGCAGAGCGUUAUUAAGGAGCAGCGUGACAAGAACGAGGACCUCCAGCGGUCCCUGGAAGACGGCGCGGUCCUGGAGAGCAGCCUGCGCGCCGACGCGGACCACGCGCGCUCGCGUGCCCGCGCGCUCCAGGAUGAGAUCGCGGCCCUGCAGCGCGCGCUUGCGGGGCGCAACGAGGAAGACACGGCGGCGGAGGUGCGGCACCAGCUGGAGGUUCAGGGUUUAAGCAAAGAACUGGAGGGGCUGAGAAGCGAAGUGGAAGAGAAAGGGGCGCAGCUCGAAGCGUGCGAACAGGCGCUUCAAGAGGCGUCCGAACGGCUAGACGCGGCCGCGGCGAAUUCUCAAGAGAAGCUGACGAAUGCGCUCGAGAUCGCGGCCUCGCUGCGGCAAAUGCUGGACGAGAAGGACCGCCACGUGGCGGCCCUGGAAGCCGAGCGGCAGGCGGGCGAACUAGACCUGGGAGAAAUGCAGCGGAAGGUGGCGGCGGCCAAUCAGACGCUGCGCGACGCGGUGGAUGCGCGCGAAAUCAGGAUACGCGAGCUGGAGGCGCAGGCGCGGCAGUAUCAGCAGGAGGCCCAGAAGCACCAGAUUGAGACCCAGGAGCUGCGCAUCGCCGUCGAGCGUCGCAGCGCGCAGGUGCGCAAGCUCGAGUACGAGGUGCGCCUGCUGCGCGAGCGCGAGCAGUCCAAGGCGGACGCCUUCAUCAGCGCGCUGCACGCGCGCGCGCGCUCGCCUCCCCCUGCGCGCGCGCGCGAGUCUGUUCACCGCUCGCCGGAACCCUCGCAGCACGCGCCCGACGCCCAAGCGGCGCCCACGACGGCAAACGGGUUUGUGGGGUUCGCUGCGGAGCAGAAUGGACGCCCCGGAAACGGAAUUGCUUUUACGGGAAUGCCGGGAAGCGCGCGGCAAGCGGGCUCGACUGUUGGCGAGACCGACGAAAGAGGGGCGAGAGCACGGUCCCCGAAUCAUUCCCCUGAGCGGGGCCCGGUACAGAGUUCCGGGCCGCCGUUUGUCACCCCCGAGAAGAGAACUGUUCAUGCGUCGUAUCCGAUUGCCUCGGGGCCAAGGCAACCGGGCGCGGCGGGUGGGGUUGCGUCUCCCACUCCAGAGAAGCGUCAGGUGCCGGCGGUCAGUGCGCAAGCCGGUGCAUAUAGAUCUCCCGCGUUUGUGAGGAGAGCGUCUCCAGAGAGGGAUCCCUCCCGGGACCGGGGGCUUUCGUCCCAGCGGCCCAUUCACACCGGCCAGCCGACAGAGCAGCGCGCCACGUCUCCCGAGCUCCGCGUCCGAAGUGCGCUGUCAGACGGAGAGCCGGACACCAGUCCAGUUCACAGGAAUUGGGCGACUGCGAGGCAGGAAAACGGCGCUUCCCGGUCGCCGGAACCGCGGACUCGCCAGGCGCUGGCGUCCGGUGCACAGCAUGCCGGCUUUGCACAGUGGACGCCGCAAGCAGCCCGGAGGGAAAUCUCCCCCAAACGAACUUUCACGCAGCCAAUUCUGAGGAGAAGUCAAGAAGCUGAAGGAAGGUCGAAAGAUGGUAUUGCGCAGUUUUUCAAGGGGCCUGCUUCCGAGGUCGGGUUAGAAGCGGGAUUGGGAGGGGAGAGAAGGGGUUCUGGAAGUCAUUCGGACAGUGACGACAGCGCAAAGGAUUUGCACGCCGAGAUACAGAAGUUGCAGGCGCGAAUCAUGGACCGGUUGAAAGAAAGCCCGGAGCGGAGUGAGCCCAUCGGUUCGUCGGAUGAUAUUUAUCGUUGACUCUAGAAACGUAUGAUUGGCAAUAUAGGUAUCUUAAACUUACGAGGUGACAUGGCCACUGCGUCAAAGCUUGCUGACAUGUUGAAGUCUGCUACUCAGGUUUACCAAUUGACCCUUGCACAGUAGUCUCUCUUCUAAAGCUGCUAGCUUCUGCAGACCGCUACGAUGUUCGAAGCAGGAUGGUUUUUGUAAUGAAAGUGAAAGCCACGCAUGCUUGCGG